This is a messenger RNA of Spinacia oleracea (spinach), 612 nucleotides long. RefSeq lists its product as uncharacterized. The transcript is spliced from 3 exons. The coding region runs from base 1 to 612 and encodes 203 amino acids. Lineage: Eukaryota; Viridiplantae; Streptophyta; Magnoliopsida; Caryophyllales; Amaranthaceae. The record is from RefSeq and is a predicted model, not a curated record.
AUGAUUGAGAGACACCAGUUUGGUGGGGAAGCAGGUGAAGACCCAAAUCUUUACAUUCAAUCUUUCAUCCAAUACUGCUCUACCAUCAAGCAAAUGGGAUUAACUCCGGAGCAGACUAUGGAGAUUCUUUUUCCGUUCUCUCUGAGUGGGAAGGAGUCUUUGGCCCUUGCAUUCUAUGUGAAAUAUUUCCCACCUGAGAAAACAGCUCGUCUGAGGAGCCAGAUCAUUUCUAUUACUCAACAAGCAGAUGAGAGUUUGUUCGAGGUCUGGGAAAGGUUCAAGGAUCUACAUAGAGAGUUCCCACACCAUGGUUUAAGCGACUGGUUCUUGAUUCAACAAUUUUAUAAUGGUCUGGGUAAUGACUCUAGACUUAUUCUGGAUUCAGCUGCUAGUGGGAGAUUCAUCCAACUUGCUGUGACUAGAGCUUUGGAGAUGCAGAAGUCUCUGAGUGAAAAGGAUGCUAAAAUUGAUGCUCUUACCGCCCAUAAUAAGAUCAUUGAUACGCAGUUGGCACAGAUGGCUACUACUCUUGCAGGGAGACCCCCAGGUCAACUCCCUUCACAGCCCGAGAAUAGGGAAACUGCAAAUGCUAUUACAUUGAGGAGUGGAUGA